CUCGAUUUUAGAAUGAAAAGAUAUCCUAUCGAUUUCGUGCGUAUGUGUCCCAAUUCGAUAACAAUAAAUGUUUUGUUUGUUAAAGGCGGAACUGAUUAAGUUUAUUUGCGUGGUUUUAUGUAAGGCCUGACCCCUUUAAUGUUUUUGGUGUCCUCCUGAUGAUGGACACUGCUGGGUCCGAAACAUGUUGAGAGCCUUGAGCUAAGUUCAAUACAGAACUAUGUAUAUUUAGAGUAAACCAGUAAAGGAAGACUCUCUUUCUCUCUCAAUCUCUGCUGUCUCAGUCAGUAGAUUCUAUUUCGAAAACACCCACAGGAGGGCACCACAUGCACAACUAACCAUCGUUGCCCCUCGCAACGCCAAGAGCAUAAUAAAAAAACAGGCAAUCCGACACUGUGCACUCCACCUUAUGCCAUUUUAGGAAGUGAGUUCGUAAUGUGUAGUCGAAAAUCGAUCGAAUCCUCCUCGGGUGUAUUCGACUUUCACCAGGAUAUGGACGCAUGUUUAGCGGCAUUCGACAGAAACUGUGAUGGCCAACUGGACUAUCCAGAAUUCAAAGAGCUCACCAAAGCCCUCUUCAGAGAUUCCUCUGGCAACUCUUACGAAGUAGAGGAAACAAUUUCACAAAACACCUUCGACAUAUUUGACAAGAAUAGCGAUGGACAAAUAGACAGAGAAGAGUUCUCUUUUUGCUGGCAUAAGUGGAUAAAAACAAUUGUCAAACCGAUGUCGGCUCUCCUAAUUAUAGACGUACAAAACGACUUCAUUUGCGGCACCUUGGACAUAAGAAACUGUUCGGCAAAACAAAACGGCGAGGACGUGAUCGGACCAAUAAACGACCUGCUGGAAACUGUAGAUUUCGAUGCUGUUUUCUACUCGUACGACUGGCAUCCCGAGGAUCAUGUCUCGUUCAUCGAUAAUAUUCACUUACGUAAGGUUCACGAGUCUAGUCCAAUCAAAGCAGAAGAGGCUAAAGUAUUUGAUACGGUGAUAUUUGAUGGGGAACGACCUAUGAGCCAAAGGUUAUGGCCUAGGCACUGUGUGCAAAACACCUGGGGAAGUGAACUUUAUAAGGAUUUGAAGGUGGUCAAAGAUGCUCAAAAGAUCUACAAAGGCACCAAUCCAGAAAUCGACUCUUAUUCAGCCUUCUGGGACAACUCCAAACUAACCGACACCAAAAUGGAAUCUCAACUAAAGAGGCGAAACAUCACUGACGUGUACGUUUGCGGAAUCGCUUAUGACGUCUGCGUAGGUGCCACAGCUUUAGAUGCCAUCCAAAGUGGCUUCAGAACCAUCCUCGUCGAUGACUGUUGCCGAGGAGUUGACGUGUCUGACAUUGAAAGGACAAAAGACAACGUCGUCGAGAACUAUGGGGUCGUAGUGUCGUCAUGUCAAGUGGCCGACAUGGUCAAAGGUCUUGACAGGCGACCAGAGCUCGGAUACAAACUCGCGUUGAAUUUGAAGAAAAGUAGUACGAGUUGAGCUGAACUAUGUCUAUCUUUUAAGUACUUAAGAGGGUUAUGAAGUUAUUAUGUAAUCUUAUGGAGUUUGUUGAUAAUAUUCUUAAAAGGUUCUUAGAAUGUAAACGGUUGGUUUAAUAUCUUAAACAUUAAGGAGGAGCCUUGGAGUUGAUAUUCUAAGAACAUAUCUGUCAUACGUCAAUGUUGCUUGAUAAAAUGAGCAUUUUAUUAAAACAGUAUUUUAAAGUUGUGGGGUUACUAUGGUAGUUCUUAGAAAUGGAUAUAAGAGGAAAAUAAAAUUGUAGAUUGAAUAAGGGAAAUUGUUUCCAGUGUAUUAGAAAAACAUUAUUUCUUUCUUAUCUCUACGUGUGUUCUUACAUAGCUAUGUGUUUAUAGAGAGCUAUUAUUGCAACUGUUACCUCAUAAGGCAUUUGCUGUAUAUUAAAUAUUAGACUCUUAA
Messenger RNA from Anthonomus grandis grandis, 1920 nucleotides. Its product is annotated as nicotinamidase-like. The record is from RefSeq and is a predicted model, not a curated record. NCBI's taxonomy places the organism in Eukaryota, Metazoa, Arthropoda, Insecta, Coleoptera, Curculionidae. Gene Ontology annotation, molecular function: calcium ion binding. The coding region runs from base 436 to 1482 and encodes 348 amino acids. The transcript is spliced from 8 exons.